GCGACACUUGCCGAAAAAGAAGUAACGACGUUAAAAGAACAACUAUCCGGAAACAACACAUCGAACAACUGCGAAAACAAAGACACAUCAAACAUGGACAGGCAUAGCUUCGAAACCGAAAUCGCUACCAAAGACAAAGAAAUCAACCAACUCUUGGAGGAAGUUCAGAGGCUUCAAGGAUGUCUGUCUAAACUCCAAGAAUCAUCUAUGUCACAAAUCAACCGUUUAGAAGAUCAAAUAGAGCAAAAAAGACAACACAUACUGAGACUCGAAAACAAAUUAGAUUUACAGAAAGAUUACGAAGAAUUAAAAAGGGAAAUUAGUAUUCUACGAUCAGACUUCACGAAUAAUCCGGACGGAAAAAGUAUCGAAUUACUUUUAGAAAAAUCUAAAUCCUCAUCGCAGGAAAUAAGAGACAGAUCACCAUCGAGAGACAGUGAAGGGGUUGAUCAACUUCACUCGCAAACCCCUAACCUCUCUGACAUCUCUCCCAAUAACCUCCCUCCGCCCUUCCAUAACGUUGACGCGUUUGGUAGUAUACUCGGCGAAGAAAUUGUUUCUUCAUGGAGAAGGAAUAUUGAACACAAUCGAAUAACGCCAAAAUCACCCUCUGCUUCUCUAGAUGGGCCUCUGAAAAGUUCCACCCCGGUAAACGCAGAUUCCACGGCAGAAAAGAGCACUGCGUCGACACCUCAACCAUCCGAUCAAUUGUGCCAUCAAUCGCCAGGUGAGAACUUGAUGAAUGGCAAUCCGAAAAGUCCACAGGAAGACAACAACAACCACCACGUCAGUAACAACAACAUUCCGCUGAGCGCAAUAUGCGCUGUCAACAGUUUCCUAAGGAAUGAAGACAGCCUGAAGAGCCCUUACAGGUUCGAAGACCAUCAUCGAUCGCCGUUCAAGUUCGCUGAAGAUUUAGGAAUGGCUCCUGGCUCGAUGGUUGGGAGGUUAGGAGAAAGCCUAAUCCCGAAGGGCGAUCCGAUGGAAGCCAAACUGCAGGAGAUGCUGAGGUACAACAUGGAUAAAUACGCCUCACAAAACUUAGAUACUCUCCAUAUAGCGAGGAGGGUGCGGGAGCUGCUGUCCAUACACAAUAUUGGCCAAAGAUUGUUCGCAAAGUACGUUUUAGGAUUGUCCCAAGGGACUGUUUCCGAGCUUCUGUCGAAACCGAAACCUUGGGACAAAUUGACGGAGAAAGGAAGAGACAGUUACAGGAAGAUGCAUGCCUGGGCGUGUGACGAUAAUGCCAUCCUCCUGCUGAAAUCAUUGAUACCAAAGAAAGACAAUUUUUCAUCAACAGGCAAAUCAGAAUCUGGAAUGCCACCUUUCGGAAGACCAGAAAACGACCUCACAGAUGACAGACUGGUGCACAUUUUGAACGAGGCGAAUCACUUUCAGCAAAUCAAACACCAACAACCUGAAGAUAGUCACAGUAAUGAAGACUCUAAAUCCCCCCAUGGAUGUAGCAGUCCAUUCUCCCGAGACUCGUCUUUGAAUAGAAGGCUGAAAAAAUACGAAAAUGAUGAUAUUUCCCAAGAAAAAGUAGUACGGAUUUAUCAGGAGGAACUUGCCAAACUUAUGGGUCGAAGAAUUGAAGACAUGAGAAGCCGGGAAGGAAAUUUCCCUGAUAUUUUUCUUCCUCAAUUAUUUAGUGGAAACCCAAUGGAUCGUACCCAAGAGGAUAUACGUAUAGCUCUUGACGCAUAUCAUCGUGAACUAGCCAAACUCAACCAAGGGCAGGGUCCUACGCAAAUGCCAAUUAGCCUUCUUGCCAUCCAACAACAAGCAUUAGCCCAUCAUCACCAACAGCAGCAUCAUCAACAGCAACAUCAUCUACAUCAUAACCAGAGCGCAAACGGCGGUGUACAAGACUUGUCUAUUCCAAAAGACAAAAUGAAGAUGAUGAAUGGAGUAUUGGAUGAAAAAGAAAAAGAUGAUGAUGCAAUGUCUCGUCAUUCGGGUUCAGCAUUCAGUUUAGUGAGACCUAAAAUAGAACCUGGCACACAACCUAAUACAGGUUCCACCACUUCGAGCCCAUUAGGCAACUCUAUAUUACCUCCUAUGACCCCAACGGAUGAUUUCUCUGGUUCAGCGGCUGCGUCACCAUUACAAAGAAUGGCCAGCAUCACAAACUCCCUCAUAUCACAGCCACCAAGUCAACCUCAUCACACCCCUAACAACCGACCUCUUAAAGCAGUAUUACCUCCAAUCACACAACAGCAAUUCGAUCUCUACAAUAAUCUCAAUACAGAAGAUAUCGUUAAGAAAGUUAAAGAACAGUUAAGUCAGUAUUCAAUAAGCCAGAGGCUUUUUGGGGAAAGUGUCUUAGGUUUGUCUCAAGGGUCUGUCAGCGAUCUCCUAGCUAGACCGAAGCCGUGGCAUAUGUUGACACAGAAGGGACGGGAACCAUUCAUACGAAUGAAAAUGUUCUUGGAAGAUGAAAACGCCGUUCACAAGUUAGUGGCAAGCCAAUACAAAAUUGCCCCAGAGAAGCUCAUGAGGACCGGAGGAUAUGGUGGAGCUUGUACGUCUAUUGGUAAACCAAUGCCACCUACGCCAAAAAUGCUCUCGGAGGCAGCCGGUCUUCUCAAUAAAAUGCAAGAAUCACAAAAUAUCUUACCACCUUCCCUCCAACUCGGACCGCCCCAGAUGUCGAAUCCGCAACCGCCUCCACCCCCGAUGCUGCUGACGCCACCUGGACUUCCUCCACACCAUGCAAUCAAUCUUCAGAACCAAGAUCUAAUGAAAAAGUCGACCCAUAGUCCUCAUGGAAUACCACAUUCGCCUAUGGGUCAACAACAUGCAUCAUUGAGAAAUUUGCACCAGCAUAUUUCACCUAGCGUCUACGAAAUGGCGGCACUAACACAAGAUUUGGAUACCCAAAUCAUCACCACCAAAAUCAAGGAAGCAUUAUUAGCAAACAACAUUGGUCAGAAGAUAUUUGGUGAAGCCGUUCUGGGUUUAUCUCAAGGUUCAGUCAGUGAACUCCUGUCAAAACCAAAACCUUGGCAUAUGCUUAGCAUCAAAGGGAGGGAACCCUUUAUAAGGAUGCAAUUAUGGCUCAAUGAUGCACAUAAUAUCGACAGAUUGCAGGCUCUCAAAAACGAAAGAAGGGAAGCCAACAAAAGGCGAAGAUCCACAGGUCCGGGAGCACAUGACAAUAGUAGUGAUACCUCUUCUAAUGACACAUCAGAGUUUUACCAUUCAAAUUCACCUGGACCCGGGCCUCCAUCAGCAAAAAAACAACGAGUAUUGUUCAGUGAAGAGCAGAAAGAAGCUUUGAGGCUGGCGUUUACUCUAGACCCCUACCCCAAUGUUGCUACAAUUGAGUUCCUUGCGAGUGAACUUGGGCUCUCUUCCAGAACUAUCACCAAUUGGUUUCACAAUCACCGAAUGAGACUAAAGCAACAAGUACCACAUGGCUUGUCUUCAGAUAUUCCACCCAGAGAUCAAACCGGGGGUCAACAGCCCUUCGAUCCUGUACAAUUUAGAUUAAUUUUGAACCAAAGAUUACUUGAAUUAUCUAAAGAGAGGAUGGGACUGAGUGGCGUUCCUUUACCAUAUCCACCUUAUCUAGCUGCAAAUACCAAUUUAGCCGCUUUAAUAAGUCGUGGGCUCUUACCGACUGGUGACAUGGACUUAUCAGCCCUCAAUAAUGUUGUUAAGGAACAGAUAAGCGGAUUAGAUUUAUCUAUGCCUUCUUUGAAACAUGAGCCCGGUGAUUAUGACGAUGAUGACGAUGUAGAAAGUAAUGUAGGCUCAGAAGACUCUAAUAUUUCAGGGGGUAGUUUGCAAGGGGAAGUGAAAGUAGAACCCAAAGAAUUACCUGCAAAUCAAGGGAGAUCGUCACGACGAAAGCCUGUGGCGCCCCAAUGGGUUAAUCCUAAUUGGGAAGAAGAAAAGGAAAAACCAACUACCGGUGACGAAGUUAUCAUCAACGGAGUCUGCGUCAUGCAGACUGGUGAUGACUAUGGUCGUAGAAAUGCUGAAGAAACAGUCCGAGUCGAGCCUCAAGCGGUGAUGGAUCGAUUUGAGGAUGACCAAAGUGAUACUUCUUCGAUAAGUCACGAAAAUGAGCAUCAUGAUAAAGGCGAAGAUAAAUGUGAUGAUGAACAUGAAGAACAAAAUGAUGAGGGUGACUCAAAAAAUGAAGAUAGUGAAUGUAAAGUGGGUAAACAUGAAAAUGAAGAUGAAAGGUGGGAGUACUAAGCAAAGGACGGUUUAGCAACUUUCGAUAUUGUUUUGUUGUUUAUAGAUAGUGUUGAAUUAUGGACGACCUCAUAGACUUCUCGGCGAAGGAACAGGUUGAAGAUUUGUUGUAUAAUAAUAAAAAGUGCAAUCACGAAAUCGAAAAAUUACCCCAAGGUUAUUAUAAAUAUUUAUUGAAUCAUUGUGAUUACUGACUAUUGGCUGAUCAGAAACUCAGUUUAGUUUUACACAAAAAGUAGACUCUGUUUCAGACUUCCAAAUUACCUCAAUUUCUUAUUGAAAAUUUUCGGAUCCACGAGUCCAAUGAAGUUCAUAAAAAUAUUAUGUGUUGCGGUAAAACUCUUGCCACUGUCAAUUUAUUUUUUAUUUAUUGGCAUCAUUUUGUUCCCUUUUUUAUUUCGAUUUGUAUUUAUGUAGUUAUUAAAUAAGACUGUUACCGUUAUUAUAUUAUAUAAUAUCUAGCUCGUAUCAGGGCUGAAAAGCAAAGAAAAAUGUUUUAAACAUUUUGUGAUAUACACUUUAAUUGUUUAGUUUUAUUAUCGAAAUACUGUGCUUUCCACUAUUUUGAUUAACUGAAUGGCCAAAUUACGUGAAAUGUACCUACUAAAAUGUUUGGAAUUUGUUAACAUGUUUUCCUGUUUUAGAAAUUCGUUCGUAUGAAAGCUUUUUGCGACUGAAUAAACAGAAUGUGAUUCAUUAAAUUUCAUUAAAUGGCAUUAGUAGGUAUAAAAAAGGCCAUUAUUUUAUACUGAUCUAUAA
This is a messenger RNA of Leptinotarsa decemlineata (Colorado potato beetle), 4968 nucleotides long. RefSeq names its product homeobox protein, cut (gene cut). Gene Ontology annotation, biological process: regulation of transcription by RNA polymerase II. The record is from RefSeq and is a predicted model, not a curated record. Gene Ontology annotation, molecular function: RNA polymerase II transcription regulatory region sequence-specific DNA binding; DNA-binding transcription factor activity, RNA polymerase II-specific. NCBI's taxonomy places the organism in Eukaryota, Metazoa, Arthropoda, Insecta, Coleoptera, Chrysomelidae. Gene Ontology annotation, cellular component: nucleus.